AUGAGAGCUUUAGCAAAGCACACCAUUCUUCUUCUCCUGACUUUACUAUCUUUCUUCUCCAUUGCCAAAUCCAAAGACUCCUCAUCGCUCGGAACAGGCCUCGUCUCUGCCGGCGAGGUUUUCGAGUUGGGUUUUUUCAACCCUGGCAGACACUCAAGAUGGUACUUGGGCAUAUGGUACAUGAAAAUCAAAGAAAGAACAGUUGUUUGGGUGGCCAACAGAGACAAUCCGCUCCCAAACAACUCAGCCAGUCUCAAAAUCGGAUACGACGGAAUACUUUCUCUUGUGGAUGAAUCCGGAAAAGUUUCUUGGAUGUCAAGCAAUCAAUCACAAUUUGUUAAAAAUCCAAUCCUUCAGCUUUUGGAUUCCGGCAACUUGGUCCUCAAAGAAGCAAAUGAAACCAACCCUAACGAGUUCCUCUGGCAGAGCUUCGACUACCCUACACACACUUUGUUGCCGGAGAUGAAGCUCGGAAGGAACUCGAAUACCGGAUUGGAUAGAUACAUAACCUCGUGGAAAACUCCACAAGACCCUUCUACUGGUGAUUAUUCCUUCAAGCUCGACUACCGCGGUUUCCCGGAGGCUUUCCUCCGGCAGAGACAGUCGGUAAAGUACCGGAGCGGCCCCUGGAACGGGUUGAGUUUUAGCGGGGCUCCGGAGAUGAACACCGCUAGCUCUAAUGGUAUUGGUUUCAACUUCGUUGUAAACAAUGAGGAGAUGUACUACUCUUUUUCGGAAACUAAUCCAGCUUUGUAUUCACGGCUGAUUGUAUCUCCCUCCGGCAACAUCCAACGGCUGACGUGGAUCGAGAGCCGCAAGACCUGGAGCCAGUGCUGGUACCUUCCCAGGGACCCAUGCGACACGUACAGGGAGUGCGGGCCCUAUGGUGUCUGCGACGCCAACGAUGCUUUGCCGGUGUGUAAGUGCAUGAGGGGAUUCCGACCUAAGAACCCUUCUGCAUGGAGCUUGAGAGAUGGCACCGAAGGAUGUGAACGUCAGACGGAGCUGGAGUGUGGGAGUAAGGACAAGUUUAUGAAGGUGGAGAAUUUGAAGCUGCCGGAGAGCGGCGGAGCGAUGGUGGAUAUGGAGAUGAGUUUGGAGGAGUGUGAGGUGAAGUGUUUGGGGAAUUGCUCGUGUAGUGGGUUUUCGAGUGCGAGGAUUGAGAAAGGAGGGAGUGGAUGUGUGAUGUGGUUUGGGAAGUUGAUGGAUAUGAGGAGUUAUGCCGGCGACAGCGGCCAAGAGUUCUACCUCCGAUUACCAGCUUCUGAACUAGGUACAUACCACCUUCUUCUUUCUUACCAGGUGAACAGCACUGACUAA
Molecule: messenger RNA, 1320 nt
Organism: Rosa chinensis
Lineage: Eukaryota; Viridiplantae; Streptophyta; Magnoliopsida; Rosales; Rosaceae
Product: receptor-like serine/threonine-protein kinase SD1-8
Exons: 1
Coding region: 1-1320 (439 amino acids)
Biological process (GO): recognition of pollen
Source: RefSeq, a predicted model, not a curated record